AUGGCAGAUUCUCCGUUUCCAGAUUUGAACGUUUCUGAUUUUGGUUUCUUAAAUGAUAUAACCACUAGACAAAUGUGCAGUUACUGUGGCAAAUCUCGAAUGUACUACUGUUACACAUGCUUCAAACCACUAGCCACACUUCAAGAUAAGAUGCCUGAUGUUCAGCUUCCAUUUUAUGUUGAUAUCAUCAAACACCCAGGUGAAAUAUGUGGCAAGAGUACUUCGGUGCAUGCUGCCAUCCUGUCCCCGCGCCACGUCAACAUCCACAUCUAUCCAAACAUUCCUCAGUAUCUAGUCAACAAUGUUGUAGCAGGUAAGGAGGAUGAAAAUCAGUUUGGAGGAAGCACUGUGCUCUUGUAUCCGUGCAAGGAGUCAUUCCCAUUGAAAGAAUUCGUGGCCACCAGGUUCAACAACAUGCAACAGAAGAAAAUUGAUGUUACUCAUGGGGUGUUGCAGAGAGUUGUUUUCAUUGACAGCACAUGGUUCCAAGCCUACAAGAUACUUACAGAUCACAGAUUGCAGAAUAUCCCACGCAUCGAACUUGACGCGUAUGAAACAAAGUUUUGGCGCUACCAACUGGACAAACCAUCCACAUAUUUGUCUACCAUUGAAGCUAUUUAUUAUUGUGUCAAAGAGUACAGCGCUUGUAUUAAACAGUUAUCACACGAUUCUGGUUGCGAAUCGCAUGUAAACACACGUUUAUUCAGCAAAGAAUUAAUCACCACAUCUGAUGUAUCAACAAAAACGGGUUUGACAAUUACAAAAUCAAAUGAAGAUUGCGUUGGAUAUGUGAAUCCCGAAUCAAAUGUAAAACCGUUAAUAAAUCUCAAUGAACCAAAUUAUGAUGAUCUAUUAUUUUUCUUUUGUUUCUUUUAUUGUAAAAUAAGAAAAAACGCUAGCGAAUCUGGUCGAAUAUUAAAGUCCUACUCCCAGCAAAGGAAAAAGAAACAGUGACGACAAAAAUUUGGACGGUUAUGAAAAUAAAAUAAUAAUUUUCAAAAGUUUAUAUUUACUUUUGUUAUUGCUUACAUGAAUAAAACAGUAAAUAAUCAUUGAUAAAAAA
Messenger RNA from Helobdella robusta, 1063 nucleotides. RefSeq lists its product as hypothetical. NCBI's taxonomy places the organism in Eukaryota, Metazoa, Annelida, Clitellata, Rhynchobdellida, Glossiphoniidae. Bases 1 to 954 code for a protein of 317 amino acids. The transcript has 6 exons. Gene Ontology annotation, cellular component: nucleus. The record is from RefSeq and is a predicted model, not a curated record. Gene Ontology annotation, molecular function: tRNA-uridine aminocarboxypropyltransferase activity. Gene Ontology annotation, biological process: tRNA modification.